AUGUCAUAUCAACUACAAAACAUGAUCGUGAUAGCAUCUGUCAGUACGGGUAUCCAAGAAGCGACUAAACAAAUCCACGAACGCGAAGGAGCAAGACCGGGAAUAGCGACUAAAGUAAUGAUUGUAUUCACCGAUGGUUGGAGCAAUAAAGGUCCGGAUCCUGACCAGAUGUCUAAGUUGGCGAUUGCUGAAGGAUUUGAAGUGUACUCGGUAUCAUAUACGGAAAAUCUUGUUUUGAAACAUUCAAGAGCAUCACGCGAGAAACGAGGAGAUCGAGUGGCUCAGGCGAGAUCUCAGUGGGUUAUUGCUGCUGUUUGGCAAAACGGUUUCUUCACAGGACCGAGUGGCAAAGUUGAAAAGGCUGUCACCAUCAACGACUAUACGCUUGAGACUAUAGCGCAGGAUUCCAAACACAUGUUCACAGACAAGACUUUCGAUCAACUCAUUCAUAAAGUUCAACAACGAAAUAUGAAGUGCAUGUGA
This is a messenger RNA of Strongylus vulgaris, 483 nucleotides long. The record is from the annotation of a GenBank genome assembly. Lineage: Eukaryota; Metazoa; Nematoda; Chromadorea; Rhabditida; Strongylidae.